Colossoma macropomum (tambaqui) is the source of this 6023-nucleotide messenger RNA. RefSeq names its product epidermal growth factor receptor pathway substrate 15 (gene eps15). Gene Ontology annotation, biological process: endosomal transport; endocytosis. Bases 68 to 3223 code for a protein of 1051 amino acids. Gene Ontology annotation, cellular component: cytoplasm; clathrin coat of coated pit; plasma membrane. The transcript is spliced from 25 exons. Gene Ontology annotation, molecular function: calcium ion binding; cadherin binding. The record is from RefSeq and is a predicted model, not a curated record. Lineage: Eukaryota; Metazoa; Chordata; Actinopteri; Characiformes; Serrasalmidae.
AGCAUCCCUAUAUUGCCCCAUUGCCUAUCGCAGCGCAGGGUGAUGGACUAGUGGGAACAGAAACAUUAUGGCUGCCAGUCUUUCCCUGACUCAGCUUUCAAGUGGGAACCCUGUCUAUGACAAGUAUUAUCGACAGGUCGAUCCAUCUGGCAGUGGGCGAGUAGCAGCCGCCGAUGCGGCCUUGUUCUUGAAAAGGUCUGGCCUUUCAGACCUGGUCCUAGGCAAGAUAUGGGACUUGGCAGAUUCAGAACGCAAAGGCUUUCUGAACAAACAGCAAUUUUUUGUUGCACUGCGACUAGUGGCUUGUGCUCAGAAUGGCCUCGAAGUUGCACUCAAAAGCCUCAGUGUGGCUGUGCCUCCACCAAAGUUUCAGGACACUAGCAGUCCACUCCUUCCUGGAGCCGUGCCUGUUGACAGCCCAUGGGCGGUCAAGCCAGAGGAGAAGCUGAAAUUUGAUGCCAUCUUCGACAGUCUGUCGCCAGUGGGUGGCAUGCUUACAGGCGACAAGGUCAAACCGGUGCUGCUCAACUCUAAGCUCCCUGUCGAUGUCCUGGGCAGGGUGUGGGAGCUUAGUGACAUAGACAGAGAUGGAAUGCUGGACAAAGAUGAGUUUGCAGUGGCCAUGUAUUUGGUGUAUAGGGCUCUUGAGAAUGAGCCUGUGCCAAUGGCUCUGCCUCCCUCUCUGGUUCCACCAUCAAAAAGGAAAAAGGUGACCCCGACUCCUGUGAUGCCCCUCCUCCCUUCGCCACCUCCUUCACUCAAAGAAAGAGGUUCUGCCCACUCUGGGUCCAAAACAUUACCAGCUAAACCCACACAGCCACAGUGGGUUGUCUCUCCUGCUGAUAAAGCUAAGUAUGAUGAGCUGUUCACUAAGACAGACAGUGACAUGGAUGGCUUAGUGUCGGGUCCAGAGGUGAGGGACAUCUUCCUAAAGACAGGACUGCCCUCCGCCACACUUGCACGCAUAUGGGAACUGUGUGACAUUGGUGACAUUGGAAAACUGACCAGAGAGCAGUUUGCAUUGGCUCUCUAUCUAAUCAAUCAAAAGCUCUCCAAAGGUAUUGAACCACCCCAAACCCUUUCUCCAGAGAUGAUCCCUCCCUCUGACAGGCUAGCCCGACAGAAUAACGCUGUGUCUUGUCAGGCUGCAGACUUCUCUGCCAUUAAAGAGUUGGACUCCCUCAGUAAUGAGAUCAUGGACCUGCAGAGAGAGAAAAGCUCUGUGGAACAGGAGAUCAAAGAGAAGGAGGAGAGCAUCAGAGAGAGGACCAGUGAGGUGCAGGACCUGCAGGAUGAGGUGCAGAAGGAGAGUGAGGAGCUGCGGAGGCUGCAGACCGAGCGGCAGGAGGUGCAGGAAGUGCUGGAGAGACUGGAUGAGCAGAAGUCAUCUCUGGAGGAGCAGCUCAAGCUCAUACGGCAGCAGUGCAGUCAGGAAAACCAGCUGAUCCAGUCCCUGCAGGCAGAGCACUCUGAGCAGGAACAGAGGAUUGGAGACUAUGAGGAGGAGCUGGUGAGAGCCAGAGAGGAGCUGCUCCAUCUGCAGGAGGAAACGCGCAGUCUGGGAGAAAAAGUGCGAUCAGCCCGUGCUCAGCUCUGCCCCCUGCAGGACGCAGUCACAGAGUCACACACACAGAUUGCUCAGAUGCAGGAACAACUGACUGAGCUGAAGACAGAAGAGCGAGAAGUUACAGCUCAGCUCACCUGGAAAGUCCUUGAAGAGGAGCCUGCGCUUGUGAAUGGAACAGCACCCCCUGCUGAACAACCCAAACAGAUGCAGUGGCCGCAACUAACAGAACAGCCUCCCACUAAACCAAAGGAUGAGGAGGAAGAGGAUGAGGAAGAUCAGAGCAAUACAGAUGAGCCGCAGGAGCUGAGGGUGACUGAGGAGCAGCCUGAUGAAGAGUCAGCAGAGGUAUCCUCCAGUCCUGAAGAGUCUGAGCCUAAAGCUGACCCGCUGGAUGACCUGUACACCAGCAUGCUGUCCAAAGCUGGCACCAUCAGUACUGCCUGGCCUCAGAACCACAUGGAAAACACCAGUUCUCCUGCAGCAGUGGAGUCGGAGGUGAAGGAAGCAGAAGAGGAGGUAAAGCAGCAGCCCACUGCCAACGCAACCAAGGUGGAGUCUCAAGCAGCAGAACAGAAGGAAGAGCCCUCCCAGCCUGUUAUUGCUCGCCCUGGCAGCCCCUCUACUGAUGAAUUCUUCCAGUCUGACCCCUUCACUGACAGUGAUCCUUUCAAAGAUGAUGACCCCUUCUCAAAAGUAGACAUUUCUGAUCCCUUCGGAGGUGACCCCUUCAAAGGCACAGAUCCAUUUGCAACAGACACCUUCUUUAAACAGUCUUCCUCAGCCACCUUUCCCACUGGAGACCCCUUUGCUUCCUCUGACCCAUUCAGCUCAAGCACAGGCUCUGCAGAACCAGACCUGUUCUCCUCCCGGCUUAACAAUACCACUGGGUCCGAUCCGUUCUCUUCCAGCGCCGGAACUGCAGUUGCAGCAGAUCCCUUCAACUCCAGUGGUAAUGCACCAUUCGUAUCCAAAAUGGAUACAGACUCGGAUCCUUUCAGUUCCGCGUCUGGAGCAGGGGACGACCCGUUCGGUGGGUCAGAUCUACCAGCGAAGGACAUAACGCCAGCAGCUAAUGACCCUUUUGCUCCAGGAGGAACAGCAGUAAAUGCAGAUUCAGAUCCAGAUCCCUUUGCCACAGUAUUUGGCAACGAGUCAUUUGGAGGAGGAUUUGCAGACUUUAGCAGCCUGGCAAAGUCUAACGGUACAGAUCCUUUUGCCUCAUCAAACACAAAUAGUAAGAAUUUAUUUAAGGAGGACAACCAAUCAGACGUGCCUCCUGCAUUACCACCCAAAACGGGGACCCCUACAAGACCACCACCUCCUCCACCAGGAAAGCGGUCGAACAUCUACCGGUCAGAGUCGUCGGAGUCGUUUCAGCGACGCGGGCCAUUCAGUGGGCAGAGCUCUGGAGAGUUCUCCUCCCUUCCUGCUAAAGACACAGUGCCGGAUCCCUUCGCCCCCUCCGCCCCCUGCCAAGCCUCCCGUGACUCCGACAGAUUUGCCACCUUUGACAAAUACCCUACGGAGGAGGACAUGAUCGAGUGGGCGAAGAGGGAGAGUGAGCGAGAGGAGAGGGAGCGUUUGGCACGGCUCACGCAGCAGGAGCAAGAGGAUUUGGAGCUGGCCAUUGCCCUCAGCAAGUCCGAGCUCUCCUGAUCUCAGCUGGACCCGACACACAACCACUGAGGUGGAGGAGGGACGAGGGACAAAGAGCCGAAUUUACGGGUGCUGGGACGUGCUGUUGACACCACCAUUCUUAGCAGAAAACUUGUCAGUCUUUCCAUCUUCAGUCCCAGCUUUGUCCAUGUAGCCAGUGACUACUCCUACAGCAGCAUCGGUUGAGACAGAGUUUGGGCCUUAGGGGAGAAAUGGUAAAAAGGUAAAGGACGAGAACCCUCAGUGCUUGACUUUGAGGCGUUCUUUGUGCGCUUUUAAGGUCAGAUUAAAUGGCUGCCCAUUAACUCAUUCAUCAAAUCCACAGCAUGAUGAACUGUCACUGGCACAUUAACACACAACUCCCUCUGCACAUUGCACUGGGUUAUGUAACUUGAGUUCAAGCUAAAUGUAUGAAAAUAUUGGAAAGACUUGACAUUUACUAAGUCUGACAUCUUAAUCUGAAAAGCCCAGUCUUUCUAACUGAAGGGUUAUAUUUUGCAAUGUGAAUAAUGAUGAAAGUGAUCGUUCUGGAGGUAAACUCUGCUAUGAGGUUGGAAGAAAAGAUUGUCAGAUAAAAGUGCCCCAUCAUACAUGGAACAUUUGUGGUAACUUGAAGAAUUGGAUUAUUUUCCACAGUAUUAAUGGAGAAUGCAUUUAGUUUGAGCCCUGAUUUAGUUUAGAUUACAACUCAUCUUGUCAAAGCUGCAUGUUAAAAUGCACAGAAGUAUAUUUUUUGGGGGGCCGACCUAAAAUAUGAUUAAACUCCUUCCAUCAGAGGUUCCCACUGAUUAGUCUGUUGAAAAAGCCUUUAGGAUUCAAUUUUGGCCCGCUGUAAGUGUCCUUCGAAACCUAAUCAGAGCAUUUUGACAGCUAAACUACUCAUCUUUGGGACUGAUCAUUGGUUUCCAAACAACUUUUACACUAUUCCAAGCUUCUUGUUCCCUCACAUAAGUGAUUUUGAAAGUCUGUUUGAAGAUCUUGUAUGACAGCUGAAAUAACAAUUUAUACAUAUUUGUGGGAAUGUAAUUGUACAGUAUAUACUAUAUAAUAAUUGUUUGCCUGUAACCUUGUAAUUCAGUAUAUUCAUAUCUUGCACUUGUAAUCUGUUUUAGAAAAAAAUAAUAUCUUGGUGAAAUGCAGAACAAUACACUAUCGUUAGCGGUAGUAGGCCUUGAAAACAAUGAACUGAUCUUAACUCAUUUUCACUUGAAAAGAACCUUUUCAGUAAGAGUAAAAGUGUAUUUAGUUCUGAUAUCUGGAGGAACCAAGAAACACCCAGGAAGUUCUUUUAAGGAGUGCCUCUCACCUAGGCUCUAUGUGUUCUUAAGCUGUGAAAUGCUGACUGUAGGAAGCUUUUGAACCUCUAAGACAAAUUAUGUGGGGUUUCCAUCUGAGGCAAGAGAGGAUGAAAGGGAAAAGAAUUCAAAAUUUCUGCGUAAUUUAAUUGUUGAUGUAAGUAAGUCAUUCGGAGUGGUUUGAUGUGAAAUGGUUCACUUUAGAGAAACUUACUUACUGAUUUCUUUGCAGGGGUGGUGAUAGGAACCAGGGGUCACCGAUGUCUAUGCCAUUUUAUUUGCAAUUCAAAAUGACCAGUGCAAUAACUUUGUGAUGUAGCUUUUAGAAGCAUUAAAGCCUUCAGAAAUCUGGUAUCCACCACCACCACUGUGAACAGUUGACUUUCCGGCUUUCUCUAGAUACAUAUCAAACUGCUGUGAAUGACUUUGUUUUACAUCUUAACCAUUUAAUUAUGCAGAGACCCAGUAGACUUCAGCGUUGUUGCCACACUAAACAUUUUCAAAACACUCAACAAGGUUUACUUAUGUCCAAAAUUACGAUAACUUUGUGGUCACUGAUUUUCAAUUUUCCUGUAAUUGGAUAUUCAAGAAUUCUGAGUAUGUAGCUUUUUUGUCUUUACCCAUUUCAGUCGUCUGUGUGUACUAACUUCUGUAGGGUACCAUUAACGGGGCACAGAUAGAUUGCGUAGUGCUUGUUUGCAUUUCAAAGUGUCCGUUGUGCCUGAAGUUUGGGUUUGACCUCAAGGGCAUUGUCUGCAAGUCUUAAAUGACUGUGAGAAGCAUCUACUGCCCUUUUUGGACAUUGGAUGCACUUUUGUCAGUCAGACUUUCCAUGUGAAAGCAUUAGGCAUGAUGAUUAGUCAGUAAAGAGAAAGUGCUUUUUUUGGCCAUGGAUUUCUGACUUUUCAGAUAUUACAGGAUUAAGAAUGUCCUUUUUGACUUGAAUAUUUGCAUUAGAUUGAUGAUUUUAAUGGUCAAAGUAAAAGGUGAUUGAAAAAGCACAAGGGAAUAGGCAGUCUAUCAGAUAUUACUCGAACUGACCGUUUUCUGACCAAUAUAACUUUUGCCUUGCAGUUUAUAUUGAUUUUUAUGAGCAUUAUGAACAUGGCAUUUUACCCUGUAACCCAGACAAAAGUAUUACAUUAGACACCAGUUAGCACUCCUUACUAUGUAAAGACUAGGGCUUGUCCUGUUUGUGACUGCUUCUAUUUCUUAGCCUUGCUCAUUGCUACAAUUCUCUCUGUUUCUGUUAAUCGUGUAUGUAUGUGUAUGUAUGUAUGUAUGUAUGUAUGAAUUUAUGUAUGUAUGUAUAGGCCUCUAAUUCUUCUGAUUGAAAACCACUGAUGUACUUGCUCUCUACAGGCUUUUAAAAACUGGCUCAAUGUAUUUUAUUUUUUUAAAUUUCUUUACAAAUGUGUUCCUUUUAGUAGGGACAAUUGUUUAAAUAUGUUAAGUAACAUGUAAUUAAAUCUAAAGAAUAAAUAUGAAUCUUCUAAGUGAUUUUU